AUGAAGAUAGAGGAUACUGAGGCAGUACAGAUUGUGGAAAAGACUCUAAAGCGUGUGGAGGAGUUCCUGGAUGGAGGGGACGAGAACGUGAUGAAAGAGAGUCCGGAUGGAAUUUGGGUUCCUCCUGCAAUCGAGCGAGUUGAAGAGUUCCAGGAUUUCCUCUGGAAGCUCCGGAAUGGAAUCUGGGUGAGGAACACGGCUAUUCCCUACUGGUCCGAUGACUUGGAUGAGUACUUCUUUGAUGAUGCCUACAGCGGCAAGACUUACUGUACCUUCCCCAACGAAAACAUGGCAGUUACACAAGAUCAAACUAUCCCCACCACGGUCACGUUGUACCCAAAUAGCUUCACAACCACCAAAUACGUCGAUCACCUUGGAUCCAAAAUACCCGAACGAGGCACGUUACUCGAGGAUAUUCUUCCGCGAAGUGCAACUCUCUAUCAUGAGCUAUUCCAUCUCACGCUCUCGAACUCGAAUACCCCUGAUGUCACGUACAGUUGGAAAGAGCAGCAAAGAUUGCUUGAGCCGCCAUCCAACACAAAGAAACCUAAAAGUCUUCGAUGA
This is a messenger RNA of Penicillium arizonense, 564 nucleotides long. RefSeq lists its product as uncharacterized. NCBI's taxonomy places the organism in Eukaryota, Fungi, Ascomycota, Eurotiomycetes, Eurotiales, Aspergillaceae. Bases 1 to 564 code for a protein of 187 amino acids. The transcript has 4 exons. The record is from RefSeq and is a predicted model, not a curated record. Gene Ontology annotation, molecular function: metallopeptidase activity.